This is a messenger RNA of Drosophila mauritiana, 471 nucleotides long. RefSeq lists its product as uncharacterized. Lineage: Eukaryota; Metazoa; Arthropoda; Insecta; Diptera; Drosophilidae. The record is from RefSeq and is a predicted model, not a curated record.
UCGUUGCAAUGAACUCAACUCUGGUGAUUCUACUCUUCUCGACCCUGGCUUUGGUCCAGGCGAGGAAUAUUCGUUGGUCUGAGGAGGACAACUCGUCCCAAGAUCCAAGUCUAAGCCAUUCUCAUCCGCACUCCGUCAACUGGCCCUGUGAUGUGGGUCACUUCCCAGAGGCCUUCGUUCUAAUGCACAAGGUGGAUAAGCGACUAGAACGAAUUGACAACGAGAGUACCAAGAAGCGGAGAGAUGGCCAGAUGGACGUGCACUGCGUCCGGCGUUCGAUUGGAUUCACCAUGUCAUUCAUUCAUCACCAAAUGAGCCAGACAUAUGCAAUGUAAGCUCACGACUUGGUGAUCAGUUGAUAUAAUUUAAGGACAUUCCUUUUUUGCAAAAUGAGUUUUAUUAAUCAAAUUCUCUCAAACCAACUAAUUGCUUACAAAUUACCAAAAUAAAUUAAGCUUAAAUAAUAAUUAA